Molecule: messenger RNA, 5317 nt
Organism: Linepithema humile (Argentine ant)
Lineage: Eukaryota; Metazoa; Arthropoda; Insecta; Hymenoptera; Formicidae
Source: RefSeq, a predicted model, not a curated record
UGUGGGAAAUAUCGCAUCACUGGUUGGAUGCCUGAAGUGACCACGCUUUUUGCCGGUUUCAAAACAGUUUGAAUGUCAGACGCUCGAAUCCGUCGAUGUAACCUCAACAUUGCAUAAAAACGGAUUCGGUUUUAAACAAACAUUUAGAAGCUACGUGCAAGACAGCAUAAGGUCAGAAGGACCCAAACAAGGACAAUAUAGAAAACCAGUCAAAAAAACCAAUUAAAUAUAUGGUUGACGGCACGUUAAACGCACAAUAAAAAAAAAGAAAGAAAAAAAAAACAGAUUCGAUCAUUGCAUCGUCAAUAGUAAACGUUUAUUAGUCCGACAUAAGAGCUAAAUUCGUACAAAGUUAAAUUACAUUGUCCAAAAUAUCGUAAAAAUAUAAAUAUCUAAUAUCUCAAUUUAAACAACGUAUUUUAGAGUAAAUAUUCUGCAUAUAAACAUUAUAGCAAACAUUCUUCAUUUUUUAACAUGCAUUUUCAAUUUGGUGACGAAGAUGAAUUUGAACCAAGAAGUACACCAAAACCUGUAGCAAAACUUGACAGUUUUGCAAUACCCACUGUGCCAGAAAUAUCUUUAAUAUUUGAGAAACCUACAGCACAAAAUCCAAAUGAUAGAAGCAGUAAUUCAUCACCAGCAAGAUUACUCAAACCAAUAAUACAACUCCCUGAUAAUACUGUAAGGCACACCACUUCUACGUCACCUAUUUUAAGCAAUUCUAAUUCUUAUGCAGCAUGGAGGGAACAGAAUUAUUCCAAACAGAUUAAUCCUACAACGUCUAUUUCAUCAUCUUGUAAAAAUACUUACAGCAACAAUCGUACACCACAGCCAUGUUUACAAGAUGUAUCUAUACAAAAACAGCAAAGGCAAGAUAAAAUUUCUGAUCUGGAAAAAAGAAUAAUAAAUGCAAGAGCUAAUGAUAAAAUUUGUGAGAAAAGUGUGAAAUUUAGAUGUCCUAAUGUGAAUGAUUCUUAUGAUGAGGCUCAAUUAUCACUUUCUAACAAGAAACACUUGCCUUGUAACUCUCUACAAAGAGCAAUGUAUAGUGUACCUGAUUGUACUACAAGAGUGCCUAGCGAAACAAUACCUGAUACUUUGAAAAAAGCUGAACAUGUACAAAUACCACAUACUGCACAUCAACAGUGUCAUGCACCUAACUAUUCAAAUUACAAUGUAGAUAAUAAUGAAACAGUAAAAACUUUAUUGCAGCUUGUAAAUAGCCAAAAUGAACAGAUUAAAACUUUACAGCUUCAAGUGGAUAGACUAGUAAGAAUACAAGAAGAAAAUUAUAGAAACAAAUCAACAUGUCCAUGUUCACAAUCUCUUGCAAAUCAGGUAUUUAGAUAUCCACCGAUAAAUUGUUAUGACACUGCUUUUAGUUCUUCCAUCGCACAAUCUCAAAAUCAAGGUACAAAGAAAAAUACAGGUUCACAGAAUGCAUCUGUUGUAGAGAAGAAAGACCUAGAAAGUUUUAGUGAAAAUAAUAAACUAUUGGAGCAGCAAUCAAAAAAGACGUUUGUGGAACAAAAGGUUUCGAUUGGUGUUAUGACAAGUUUUGAGUUUACCGUGCAAAACAGUCCAUUUCUAAUAGAUUCUGGUAGAAAUGAGAAAAAGGAAGUUCACAGAGAAAAUAACAAUAUUAAUAGGAGAAAUGCCAUAAAUGCACACGAUACGACGGAAUCUGUUCAAAGAUACAAAAACACAUUUACGUGCAAACCUGGGGCAGCACUAUUGGAAAACAUAGUUGAAGAUUCGGAAAGUUAUUUGUCAUCCAGUCAACAGCAAAGUAGUAAUUUUAAUGCAAGUUCCUAUGUGAAAGAUUCAGAGAGACAUACUCCAAGGCAAUCGGAUUCGUUUAAUGUGGCCAAUACUUUAGAAUCUUCGAAAAUGUAUCAGUGUCUUGCUACAGAUUUAAAUAGGAGAAAAAUGCAGGAGGGAAUGUUCAUAGGAGAAAAUAGUAAUAUAGAUGAACAAAUACAAAAUUCAAAUAAAAUGCUGAGCGCAUCUAUGAACGUUAAUUAUAGUCCGGCUGAGAGCGCAAAUUAUAGUAAAGCACUUAUCAGCGAUGUAAAUGAUUACACUACAAUAAAUGGAGAAAAAAGCACGGACAAAAUGAAUACUAAUAAACAUCCUUUACGCAACAUCCAUUUACCUGCGACAGAUUACUAUCAAAAUCAUAGAAUUAAAGAACAUUGUGAUAAUGCUGAGCAAACUAAAGACAUGGGUGAUAGCAUGAUAUUGAAUGGAGAUGAUCUCAAGGUGUUUGAGAGACCACCAACUCCAGAACCAAGUAUUCAUGUUGAGAUGCAGGAGUAUACAAGCGAUGACGAAAGUGAUAAACAGAAACGUACUUCAAAAAUAGGCUGGACUUUUUACAACAAUGUUUUGGGCCAAGUUAAUGAAAUUUUACAAAAUUCUAGCGUUAUAGAAAAUAAAGAUUACGAUGACGUGAAAGUAGCUCGCAGAGUCGAACAAGAAAAUGAUACGGAAACUAGAACGGCAUUAAACACUGUUAAAGCAGCUACUUUAGAACAACUUCGGAGGCUUGGGAUUAGUCUAACUGACAAUGAACAUAGAGAGUCGAAUGGUAAUAACAAAACAAUGGAUUUUGACUCGUCUUUUUAUCCGCGCUUGGAUCGUCAAGCAAAUAUGAUACAUACUACUACCACUAGUGUAAACGAAACAAAUACGAGUAUGCAUAUGAGAGCGUUGGCGUUAAAAUAUUUAAGUGACGAGCAAUUAGCUGAUAUAGCAUUACAUAAACAAGAAUCGUCUUCGUUGAAACAUCUUAUGGUCAGCAAUAUGCAAGGAACUAAUAUGUCACUUGCUACGAUGCGUUAUUUAGAGAGAUAUCAACUUCUUCCAGGAAAGAAUAACGUACAAGCAGAGGAUAAUUUGAUAUAUGAGGAAACGGUACCUAAACGCGAUUUUAAACCGCUGAUAGGAAAAAAUAAUCCUGCAGUACAUCGAUUCCCUUUUGUACAAACACCGGGUAUGAUCACGUCUAGUUGUUACGAAUCGCAUGAAUUAUUUAUCUUUCAGGAAUUAUGCCGAAAUAAUUGUCCACGAUUUACGGACGGAUUUGAGCCUUAUCCGAAAGUAAACGAAGAAGCUGGCGCAAAUAUUACUUUACACUGCAGAGGAAUGAAUGUUCUAAUAAUUAAACAUAAUCCUGGAAUCUAUGUUAUUGAACAAAGUAUCUCUCCUGAUACUUGGGGUUCAGCAACAGUGAGCAAUAGUGGAUUAGCAACAUUUUCGAACUUAACAGCAGGUGCACAUUAUCGUUAUCGUUCGCAUAGAAUAACACAACAUGGAAUUUCAUUAGCCGAAACGUCGAAUUGGUUUUCAACUUAUGCAGCUGAUUAUCAACCACAACAAGUUGAAUACAUUUCGCUUAUAAAGAUCGAAAGAGAAAGAAAAAAUCCGUACAAGCUACAAGCGGAAAUUAUUUUUGAACCCGUUGAAGAUCGAAGCUGCAAUUACAAUAUAUUGCUUUGGUCAGGAGAACAUAAUUUGAUCAAUUUCAAUUUAAAACCCCUUGAGAUUGAGUUUUCAGGUUUCCACUUUUUGCUUAAAUCUUUACGAUAUGAUCAAAACAACACUGUAUCAAUCCAGUCGGCUAAUGAUGACUUUUCCAAAAUUAGCAAUGCAACGACAUUUACUUUUCUCACACCAUCGUGCUUGGAAGUUCAUCACAAUUUAAGCGUCUGUGCUCCCGAAAAAGUGAAGGGUUUGCGAGCGGAGCAUAUCCGAAAGCGCGAAGGAUUAUAUGACAUUGUAGUUAGAUGGGAUAAACCUAUCCUAAAACCAGACAAUUAUACGUUACAAUUUGACUCGUUUCAAUUCGAACCGCAACUAUUGGUUGUAUCUGGAGAUGCAGUCGAAGCUUCUUUUCUGAAUGUCGACGUAGGGCCGCAGUACGAAAUCAGUAUUGUGGCGGAAUCGUCAGGCGGUGUAAGUUUACAAUCAACUAUAUCAAGGAGCAUCGAUGAAACAGCAGUUGUAGAAUUAUUUUAUCGCGAGGUUAUCAUAAUAUUGCCGACAUUAGCGAUUAUUACUGUGGUGUUUGUGGUAAUUUUUAUACAGUAUCGUAAGAAGAAGAAUAAAAAGACCAAUAUGGAAUAUAUGCAUUUUGAGGAUUCUUCAGAUUCCUUAAAGAAACGUUUAAAGCGAGAUUACGCGAUCGAGAAUACUCUAUUGCCGCAUGAUAAAUUUCAACUUAAUCCGCAACAGUUGAAACUUAAGGGUGUAUUAGGCAGUGGAGCGCAUGGUAUUGUCAGACUUGCUUCAUUGCAAGAUGAAUUCGGUUCGAUCACAGAUGUGGCUGUUAAAAUGAUGAAAGAUAAUCCAAUGGUAGAGGAUAUAAAAAAUUUUCAUCAAGAAAUUUCAAUGAUGAAGUCCGCUGGUCAGCAUCCGAACAUAGUAUCUUUAAUCGGAUACUGCACUUUGUACAAUAAACCUUUACUAAUAGUGGAAUAUUGCAGCAAGGGAGAUCUUCAAACGUAUUUAAGAACGAUUUGGCAGAAUUUAAUGAAUGCCGUAUUCGAGCGCAGGACGCAUUUAAAAUUCGAUCCGAUAUCCUUUGCUAAUGAAAACGCAGAUCAAGGAAAAACUGGAUCAUAUUAUAACAACACGCGCAUAAUCGCGAAUCGCUUAUAUGAUAUUCAACAAGAUGUAAUAAAAUAUACAGAAGAUGUCACUUCCGCCGAUUUAUUAAAUUUUGCUAGACAAGUUGCUACAGGAAUGGAAUUUUUGUCUUCUAAUCGGAUAGUGCAUCGUGAUUUGGCUGCUCGUAAUGUAUUAGUGCGAUCAGAUAGAGUGGUGAAAAUUUCAGAUUUUGGUCUCAGCCGCGAUAUCUAUCAAGAAAAUGUUUAUCGAAAAAAAGGAAAUGGUAAACUGCCUUUAAAAUGGAUGGCAAUCGAGGCUUUAACGCAUCAAAUAUAUACUACUUACAGUGACGUAUGGGCCUUUGGCAUUUUGUUGUGGGAAAUAGUUACUUUAGGUGCCAUGCCAUAUCCUGGUACACCCACAAAUAGAAUUUUGCAACUUCUAAAAUCGGGAUACCGAAUGGAAAGGCCACCAAACUGUGGUCGAGAAUUAUACAAUAUUAUGUACUCAUGUUGGAAUCUGAGGCCGCAAAGUAGACCUACUUUUAUCGAAUUAAAACAAAGCCUGGACCAAUUGCUCAGUAAUUACUCAGAAAACAAAUAUUUGAAUCUAUGUGAAGUUUUACAGGAAUCAGUCAGUGAAAGUAUUGAAUCAAGAUCGAUUAAUGUAUGUUAAAUAAAAAAAAAAUUAAUACAUAAUAAUAGAA